Globicephala melas (long-finned pilot whale) is the source of this 3170-nucleotide messenger RNA. RefSeq names its product NKG2-A/NKG2-B type II integral membrane protein-like. The record is from RefSeq and is a predicted model, not a curated record. Gene Ontology annotation, cellular component: plasma membrane; external side of plasma membrane. Lineage: Eukaryota; Metazoa; Chordata; Mammalia; Artiodactyla; Delphinidae. Gene Ontology annotation, biological process: positive regulation of natural killer cell mediated cytotoxicity; stimulatory C-type lectin receptor signaling pathway. Gene Ontology annotation, molecular function: transmembrane signaling receptor activity.
CAGAAGCAAAAAAUACCCAAGACAAAACAGAGAAGUGUCAAAUCAAGUGAACAGCAAGUAAACUACAUGGAACUGAACUUUCCAAGGCCCUCUCACCUUCAGCACAGAAAACGGUUGUUUAGGAAAAAAAGAAAAGUGUUACACCACCGAUCUACAGCAUGGCAACUGGUGGCUGGGAGUCUAGGGAUCUUGUGUGUGGUCUGGAUGACAACAGUGGGUGCCUCGCUUGCAAACUAAUGUUCCUGUGAUCUUUGUUCAACCCACUGGAUUGGAUUUGGAAAUAGCUCUUAUCUUCUUUCCAAUAAAUCCAAAACCCGGGCGGAGAGCCAUGCUGCCUGUGCAGAGCUGAAUUCUCACCUUCUAAAGAUCGGUAUCAAGGAAGAGCUGAUUCUUGGAAAUGGAGAAUGAUGGUUGUCCAUAUAUCGAAGGAAAUUAUGUUUAUGCUUGUAACUGUUCAUCUGGGAAAACUUACGUCUCUAUAGCAGGCCUCUUUUAUGAGAGUAACCUGACCUCCCCACUAAAGGAUGCACAACUUUCUGGCCAACAGAAGGUAUGUGUCCCUCCUCUCCUGUCUCUCUACUAGACCACCUCACUUAGUGGGAAAUAACAAAUGUUAAAUGUAAUGCAAGUGAGGUACAAUUAAUAUACAACAAAAUCAAAGUAGAAUAUUGGUGUUUUUUUAAAAUAAUUCAGGGUAAAAAGCAACCAUAAAACAUGAAAUAUGUUGGAAGAUUUCUCAAAGUAUUCAAUUUAUUGUCUGUAGGAAGUUAGUUGCAUAUGCACUUGCAUAUUUGGGUUUAUAAAUCAAUAUACUAUUAAGUGAAACCCACAGACAUCAUGACAGGGAAGAAUUAGUUUGGGAUUUUAUAAUCAGUAGAAGGUGGGUUUUUUGUAUAAUAGUAUGUUAAUAUAUAUUUUGCUCAACCUUUAUAAAUAGAUUCUUGGAAAGGAAUUCAUUGCAUAACAAAAGCCAAACAUAAUUCCUCAUACGUGUACUUAGACUCAAUAAAAGCAGCCUGAUUUUAUAACAAAAAUCAGGAUGAGGUAGCUUCCUAAAUGCUAAUUUAAACUUAAUUGUAAGUAAUGAAAGAAUUUUUUAAAAAAUUGAACAAACACUGCAAAAAAAUGUACCAUGCUAAUUAAAGACACUCCUGCUUAAUAAAUUACUUAACAGGGUCUAACUGAUAUGAAUUAGAAAUAGUAACAUAGAAAUUGUGACUAAAAUAAUAAUUAAAACUGAUACUUGUUGAGAACUUAUAAGUGUCAAGUUGAGUGCUCAGUGUUACAUGCACUGUAUAUUACCUAUUCUUAUUUCCAUUUUAGAUUAGUAAGAUAGGUUACUAGAUACUAAAUAAUUUUUUAACAGUCACACUCUUGUAAGUUUCAAAGCCAUAGUUUAUUUCCAGGUCUUUCUGACUACAGCAUCCAUUGACUGAAUUAUUAAGUUAUGUUAUCUGGAUUUUUUUAUAAGUAAUUUUUAUAAGUAAUUACCAUCACUUAUACAACUAAAAUGACCUUUACUAACUUUGACACCUAUAGGAUCUUUCUGGAAGUUUGAAUUAACAGUGUUCUUCCAUAAAUUACUUAUAUUUGUUUAUUAUUUUGUGGGUUCAUAUCUUAGCCAUUAAGUCAAUUAUCGAUUACUUUUACAAACUAAGUAUUUUUUAGUCUUUUUCUGUUGUUUUAUUUUCAAUAUUGUCUAGGUUAUAUAUAAGUUUAGUGUAUCAUGUAACAUUUUCCAAUACAUGAAGUAUUUCCUCAAUUUUUAAUGUCUUCUCAGAACUCCUCAACCAUUCAAAAUAACGACCAUUUGGUAACACUUUUCAUAAGUAAAUGUAAGUCACCAAAUAAUGUAAUUUAGUGUAGGAGAUUGUUGUACAUGCCAACAUUACACUUUCCCCAUCUUUAAAAUACUCUAUCUUUAACCAUUACUGGAUUUCAAAAUUAUCAUAAAUAUAGGUGAAUCUCUCUUUUCUAAUAAAACAUUUUAAUUUUAAUACAAGCAUUAUAAUGGUGUUAAAAUAUUUCUGUGGAAUCUGACUAGGAUAUUAUUAGUCAUGAACUUCUUUACUCCUCCCUAAUUUAUUGCUUUUCAUUGUUUCAACCAAAAAUAUAUUGUCAAAUGUAGAAUAACUUAAAAAAAAAAGUAUUCUACCAUGAGACACUUGUUUAAAGCUCUAAGGAAUUUAGAACCAGGCCUUAAGAUUGUUCUACUGCGAAGUGAGCACUAGACUCUACCCCGCCCAUUUUACUGUACUAGGGAUCUCAUCUUACAUACACCAUUCAUUCCUAAGUACGCUUAGGGCACUGUCUGACAUAAUUCAGCUGCAGAGAUGAAUAACCAAGGAGUAACCUAUGCAGAACUGAAGGUAGCCAAGAACUCAAAGAGGCAGCAAAUAAAACCUAAGGGCACUAAAAGUUCCAUUUCAAUAACUGAGCAGGAAAUAACCUAUGCAGAAUCAAAUCUUCAAAAUGCUUCUCAGAAUCUUCGAGGGAAUGACAAGAACUACCACUGCAAAGAUUUACCAUCACCUCCAGAGAAGCUCAUUGCUGGGGUUCUGGGAAUCAUCUGCCUUGUUUUGAUGUCCAGUGUGGUAACAAUGAUAGUUUUUACUCCCUCUACUGCAAUACGGGAGCAGAAUAACUCCUCUCCGAUAAAAAGGCUCCAGAAAGAAUGUCAUUCUGGUCAUUGUCCAAAACAGUGGUUUACAUGUUCCAACAAUUGCUAUUGUAUUCAUUUGGAAAAAAAAACAUGGAAUGAGAGUGUGACGGCCUGUGCUGCUAAGAACUCUACUCUGCUUUAUAUAGAUAAUGAAGAAGAAAUGAAAUUCCUGAUGUCCCUAUCAAUUAUGUCAUGGAUUUCAGUCUUUCGUAAAGGCCGUGAUCAUCCAUGGAUGUGGCUAAAUGGUUCAACUUCCAAACUAAAUAUAACAGACCGAUCACCUGCUGAACAUAACUGUGCUCUGCUCUAUUCAGAUGGCAUUAAAUCAGACAGUUGUGAGCUUCCACAUACAUAUAAUUGCAAGGAUCAGCUCGAGAAAACAAUUACAGAAGGUUUCAACCGAGAUGGGGCCAAGAAAUUAUUUAUCCAUUACAAGCUCAGGCAACUGUGUCAAGCAGUAUCAGUUAGUUGCCAAGAUGGUGAUCUCUUCUCUUUCCCUCCCUGCUGA